Messenger RNA from Menidia menidia (Atlantic silverside), 303 nucleotides. Lineage: Eukaryota; Metazoa; Chordata; Actinopteri; Atheriniformes; Atherinopsidae. The record is from the annotation of a GenBank genome assembly.
AUGUUCUUCUUCUUCUUCUUUUUUAAAGUGAAAACCUGGUUCCAGAACCGGCGGAUGAAGCACAAGAAGCAGCUGCGGAAGGCUCAGGAUGACCGGAAGGGCCCCGGAGAGAUGGACAACUCCAGCGAGAACGAGCUCCAGGACCGGGGUCCCGAGGGGCCGAAGCCUGGCCGGGAUUCAGGCCCCGAUCCCGGCCUGGAGCCCGGCCUGGAGCCCGGUCUGGAACCGGACUCCUACCUCCUGGAGGACCACGAUGACGACGUGGACAUCGAGGACGACAUCUGCUCCCCGGACCUACUAUAG